AUGUCUGCAACCACCAUCCGCAAGGCCGUCAUCACGGAGUUUGGCGACGUCUCCAAGGUUCAAAUCAUCCAAGACACGAUCGAGUCGCCCCCGGCCAACCACGUCCAAGUCUCAACCAUCUACUCCGGCUUCUCAGGCGCCGACAUCAACAUGCGCAAAGGCGUGUACCCCAUGCAGAAGAAGGCCCCACUGACACCGGGCUACUGCCUUGUCGGCACCGUCAAGACCAACGGCCCCGGGUGCACAUCCAAGCUCUCACCGGGCGACCUCGUCGCCUGUCUCACAAUUUACGACGCCGAAGCAGAGCUGGUCAACCUGCCUGAAAAGUACCUCAUCAGAGUGCCCGCCGGCACCGACCUGCAGCAGGCCACAGCCCUGAUCCUAGACUGGAACACAGCGUACGCUAUGGUCUUUGACGUCGCCAAAGUCAGCAAAGGGCAACGCGUCUUCAUCCACGGCAUCAGCGGGGCCGUCGGCUACGCCCUCAUGAAACUAUGCCAACUACAGGGUGCCGAGGUCUACGGCACGGCAUCGGAGCGGAACCAUGCGGCCGCUCGGGAGCAGGGGGCCCAUCCGUUCGUGUACACGGACAAGAAUUGGAUCCAAGCGGUGAAGGAGCUCGGCGGGGCGGACGCCGUGUUCGAUCCCCUCGGGUUCGAGAGCUGGGAUGAGUCCUUUUCGGUUCUGUCGCCCACUGGUAUCCUGGUCGGGUACGGCGGCAAUCUGCGCUCGCUAAACGACGAUACGGAGCAUGGCUCUGUGAUUUUACCGACGAUGAAGCUUAUGGCGCGCGGGAUGGUGCCGUUUUGCGGUAAGAGGACCAAAUUCUACUACAUUACGCGCGACGACGCGACGUUUGAGCCCAAUUUGAGGGCCUUGAUGGAGCUGGUGGCUGAGGGCAAGGUUACCGUUCCUAUUAAGAAAGUUUGGGAGCUCGAGGAUAUUCAGGAUGCUCAUCGUCAGUGGGCGAGCAGCACCGGGAUGGGAUCAUCGCUCAUUCGGCUGUCAUCGUAUGUGAAAGCUUGA
Colletotrichum godetiae is the source of this 1026-nucleotide messenger RNA. RefSeq names its product zinc-binding dehydrogenase. Gene Ontology annotation, cellular component: mitochondrion. Gene Ontology annotation, molecular function: oxidoreductase activity. The record is from RefSeq and is a predicted model, not a curated record. The coding region runs from base 1 to 1026 and encodes 341 amino acids. NCBI's taxonomy places the organism in Eukaryota, Fungi, Ascomycota, Sordariomycetes, Glomerellales, Glomerellaceae. The transcript has a single exon.